AUGUUGAAGGACCCAGCAAUACUGAACGAAUUCUUCGCGCCGUUACCCGUUGCGAGCACUUGCACUGCCGAAUCGCCAUCAAUGGGACCAUCAUGCAAUAAUAACUCAAACAGCCAUUCAAACAACAACGUAUCACCAACUUAUCUGGAAACAUUCACAAAUCUCGAACGAUAUGUGCAACACAGAGAAGGUUUGUUUACGCGAUCAUGA
Anisakis simplex (herring worm) is the source of this 210-nucleotide messenger RNA. Lineage: Eukaryota; Metazoa; Nematoda; Chromadorea; Rhabditida; Anisakidae. The record is from the annotation of a GenBank genome assembly.